Molecule: messenger RNA, 870 nt
Organism: Nanorana parkeri
Lineage: Eukaryota; Metazoa; Chordata; Amphibia; Anura; Dicroglossidae
Product: securin-like
Exons: 8
Coding region: 1-870 (289 amino acids)
Biological process (GO): chromosome organization
Cellular component (GO): nucleus; cytoplasm
Source: RefSeq, a predicted model, not a curated record
AUGGCAACUGUGAUAUUUGUCGACCAAGAAAAUGGAGACUUUGCUUCUACCACCCUGUUCAAGGAUCUUGAACAAGCUAACUCUGCAAAACACCUUUUCAAAAGUAAUCUAGGAAAAGUGUUUGGCAGCUCUGGAACUGUGGUGAAGCCAAGAAAAGCACUGGGAAAUAUCAACAAGCAAGUUGCCCAAACAGCUGCUCCAUUCCAGAAAGGUGCCCUUAAAGUGAAGACAUCUGCACCAGUUACCAAGCAGAUUUCUAAGGUCUACAUUAAGACUAGAAAACAGAACUAUCCUGAGAUUGAGAAGUGUCUCCCUUACAAUCCUGCAGAUUUUGAAACCUUUGAUGUCCCAGAAGAGCACAAGCUGAGCCACCUUGACCUUUCUGGAGUUCCCCUUAUUGUGCAUGAACACAAAGCUUCAAAGGUUGAUGCUUGGUUUGCCCAUGAGCCAGCUCCAAUGGAUAUUCCAGUCAUUAGCUGGGAGUCAGAUAUUUCAAGCGCACUUGCAUCUUUCCUGGCAGCCCUUGAUGAUUUUGCACUUGACCUGCCCCAGAUGAUUUCUAAAGUCUGCAUUAAGACUAGAAAACAGAGCUAUCCUGAGAUUGAGAAGUGUCUCCCUUACAAUCCUGCAGAUUUUGAAACCUUUGAUGUCCCAGAAGAGCACAAGCUGAGCCACCUUGACCUUUCUGGAGUUCCCCUUAUUGUGCAUGAACACAAAGCUUCAAAGGUUGAUGCUUGGUUGGCCCAUGAGCCAGCUCCAAUGGAUAUUCCAGUCAUUAGCUGGGAGUCAGAUAUUUCAAGCGCACUUGCAUCUUUCCUGGCAGCCCUUGAUGAUUUUGCACUUGACCUGCCCCAGAUGGUGAACUGUUGA